GGCGGGAUUAGGUCCUCCAACAACCGACGGAGCUCCGCGGGCGUGGCCGCCAGGAAUAACCGAAAAAUAAAGGCGAUCAACACGGCAGCUCUUGGUACUACGGGAGGAAAUCCAAAACAGUCUAGCUCUUCGUCUACCGCCGGAAGUGCUGCACAAGGAACAAUUCUUGGCGGCACUAGAAUAACGACCCUUUUUGGGCAUCAAGCUGUAUUCCCUGGUGGAGGAGGUGGUUCUAGUGCUAAAACAAAAGAGGAACAUGAAGCAGAGCUCCUUCGAAAAAAAAUCUCGCAGUCCUGGCGGUCUCGAAAGCUGCGGUCGAUCGAGAAUGCCGUGACCCGGGCCUGCGCGCCCUUUCUGGCCCAAUCGCAGGGCCCCGGGCAGCUGCCCAACCCCAAGCCGCCCACCUUCUUCCGGCUGUCAAGCAGCCCGCUGCCGGCACCCGGGGAAAGCCGGACGUCGUGGCUGUUGUGCAGCGAUUUGUUGGACGUCAUCUGCGAACUGAUCGAAACCAUCUUCCUGCUAAUCAUGCGCAUGCUGGAUGCCUUGUUGGUGCAUUUGCUAGACCUGGACCGCCGGAGGAAACUCUACCGCACCAUAAACACGUUCGAGGAUGUGACGAUCAAAGUCUUGGGUCGGGCAGGAGUAAAGAAGAGAAAAAGCAAGAGAAACUACGAGAACGACCGGCGUCUUCGUGCUCGCGAGAGGAGAAGGAAGACAGCAGCAGGAAAGCAAGGCAACAAAAACAGUACUCAAAAGAUGACGAAUCAUGAAAAUAAACAGGACCAUGGUGGAGCUAUGAAUAGAAGCACAAGGACAGACAGAGAUGAAGAACCCGGAGACAAGCACAGGGUCAAUCGUGGUAAAAUAAAUGUUGGUCGUCUUGGCUCGAGGGCCUUUGGAGGCUCCAGCAGCGACGAGAAAGCAGGCUGCACAUCAGCAAGCAGCGACAGCCGCAGCGCAAAUCGUUCCUCAGACACUGAAGCAAGUUCUUCUGAUGUCGACGGCAUGACGAGCUCGUCCUCGGGCGAAGAUGAAGGAACAGGAAGUUCUUGUAAAAUUAGCGACUCAGAAGAUGACUCAACAGCCCCUUCUUCAAUUGUGGCGCAUUCCGAGCAGGACGACUUUUCGUCCUCUAGCGAGACGAGCACAGCAUCAUUUUCGUCCGCGAGCAGUGAAGCUAGUAAUGACGUGGUGCAGCUUCCCAAAGUCGGACGUCGGGGAAAGAAUGGAAACGUUAAUAAACACGCCCGGAACCGCCACCGCCGCGCGCCGCUGGUGCACAAGAUGGUCAUGCUCGACGGCAGCGACAUCAAGGAAAGGAGCUUGUUUCAUCGUGCACCAAAGUCGAAUAUUGAACAACCUGGGAUGAAGCCAAAUACUGAACUUACGCCCACAUCUACUAGUGAAGAAAUAAAGCAGCAACAGAACUCCUGCAGGACUCAGAGUCGUGGCCACCAGCAGGCAUCUCCACCACAGCACCCGGGCUACGAUUUUCACAGGAUGCUGGACAACUCUUCGCCGGACUGGUGGCUCAGCAACUACCUGAAGCAACGGGCGGGCGACAAAAAAAAGCAGCGCAUUUCGGAAGACCAGCAGCGGGACGUAGGUGGUGGUGGUACUAGUAGUUCUAAUGCAAAAUCGACCGAGGGGGCAGGUACUACUUGUACCACGCAUGGACACCACGAUGCGCAAAACCACAACGCAACUAGUUCUAGUCCGGGCUCCACAUCCUCGUCUUGUGGCACGCCCAUGCAAAACAACACGACGGCUUCUAAUGUGUCCACCGGCGGAGGUCCUCCGGGAAAGACAUCCAAGGCAAGCUCUAGAAGUACUGGCGCGGCGUCUACCUCUUCUAUGUCUACCCCUCCGGGCGCCGGCGCCACUACGGCUGGCCCUGGAACUUCUACGGGAGGUGGUGUAGUAACAAGUGGAGCGAAGAACUCGGUUGUCACGACUUCUCGGAACAAUUCCAAAAAUAAAAGGAACAACGCAGGAGGAGGAGCGGCGAGCAAUGGUUCAUCUUCUGGCUCAACAGGUUCUUCGGCAAGCGGCAAUACAAACUCCGUGACCACUUCCGCAGAAACCGCAGAUGUUUCAUCGACUGCCGCCCAAAUAAACCCGCCGCCGCAAUACAACCGAGACGACGUCGCGGAUGUUCUGCAUUUCCUGGCCAAGGGAUGGUGGGGACGCCGGCUGUUGGAGCAGACCGUGAACUACCGGUCCAGUACCAUCAAAGACCGGAAAAAGAACCUACCAGCCGGCGAAGAACAAAAGGCGGAAACAUCAAGUAGAAACUGGUUUUCGCCGGAAAUACAAGGGUCCAAAUUUCUCCACAAAAUGAACGACCUGGCCGAGCGAGAAAGGAAACGGAAGGCGACGAAGAAGGAAACUGUUGACAGAAAUAACAACAACUGCUAUGCUGCAUCGGUUGGCACCACCAGCGCGUCGGGACUGGUGGUGGAUGACGAUGUAAGAAAGAAUUCUCAGAAUAGGAGCAGCGGUGAUCAUGGUGGUCACCAAAAGCAAAACGGCGAUAAGGAUUUACUACAGGGACGAAAUGAUGCCGCUUGUAGAAGUAGCGGCUUAACAUCAGGACGAGCACGAGGCAAAGACUCGGCUGCUACUUCGAGCAGCACUAGCGUGAAGUCGACCUCGACACCGCCAGGAGAAGACGCGACUGUUGACACGGUGAAUGAAAAAACAAGCGCGACAGCCAGAAACGGGACCACAGGUAGAGAACCAGGCCAAGCAGGAGCAAGUAAAUCUUUUCUGGGGAACAUGAACAAACGUCGGAAAAAGAAGAGCAAAAACUGCGCCGAUAGCACGACCUGCAACAGCAAUAGAAGCCAGGGCGAGGAACAAGCCAGUUCGUCUGAAGUAGAGUCAGUAUGACGGUGCACAACUCCCCCUCCCCCUCAUUUGUCAUGCAAAAUACCUAGUCCACCCUUUGCGUUUGCCUGUUGGCAUUGUUUGCAUGACAAGUUCUGGUAGCCCAAAUAGCACUACACUCCAGUGCAAAUUUGUCAUGCAAAACCGGCACUCUUGCUGGUGCUUGUAUUGCCGUUCAUGCUAUACAAAUGAGGGGGAGGGGGAGUUGUGCACUGUCAUAGUCAGUAGAAUGCUACUACGAAGCCUGGCAGCCGGUCGCCCCCUCGUUGAAAGAGCUGUUGCACUACAACCGCCGACUGGUAUCAACUGCAAAACCAAAAGUAUCGUACUCGUACAAAUGCAAGUCUUGCAUUACAAAUCUUGUUUCCAAGGCAAAUCUGCAUUACAAAUUCUAUUUCUCACGCUGGGUAAAUUUGUAAUGCAUUUAUACGAGUACGAUACUUUUACUUUUUCAAUGCAUAACUGGAAGCGGAGUGCAAAUUUCUGGAACAAGCACCCAUGACGGCGGAAACGUUUGGCGAGGAGAAGGUUUAUUUCCAUCACGGUCAAGAUCAACUCCAGCACGGUGGUUCUUCUUCUAGUACUAGUACUGGUUUGCCAACAAGGACAUCUGCUGCGUCGAAAGAUGAACCACCUCAAUCACAAUUGGUCGACAACAGUAAACUCUUCGACACUCUUGUCGGAAAGCAAAUUUACUACCACAAGAAGAAGCGAUACUUGGAAAAGGUGGCGCCGUUUUUACGCAAUGAGGCAAACAGUGGGAUAAGUAACUGCAGCGCGAAUCCUGUCGGUCCUUGCCAUGUUAAAGACGACCCGAACAACCGCUCUGAAAAUAAUAGCACUCGAUGCGCAGCACCUGAGGAGUCACAACCUCCAGGGGGGGGCGGCCUCCAGGGGGGAGGACACAACGCAGGCUCCGGCAACAAGGGCGGCGCAGCGACAACUACAGCUACAACAUCUAAUAGCAAACAAAAAAAGAAGAACAAGAAUAACAAAGCGGACAGCAAAAACAAUAGGCAAAGCCAGAACUCUACUGCUUCGGGGACGACGAGUUCUGCAACGUCAAGUACAAAUGGACGCUGUGGUGCUAGUAAUAUCAUGGGCUCCUUGGUAGAUAACCAGGAUAAAUCUUUCUUUUCUGCUGGAACUCCCGUUGGCAGCACGGCGUCGCCCCUGAUCUCCUCCGAUCCAAAAGGCAGCGGCGGUUUUCGCAUCGACGAAACAAGCCUCGCGAGGAAACUUGUCGACCAAAGCUUGCAGUUCUUAAAGUUCGAGCGCGUAAUAAAAGAUGAACUAGAUUGUAAGGCUGGAUAUUUUCCAAGAAGAACAACUCAACUGCCCCCGAGGAAAAAGCGCAGUAGGCAACAUCACGGCGCGCAAUAUGAAGAACAUCAAGCCCACGGUAAAAAUGAGCAGUCAAGCGAAGAAAGAAAAGAGUGUACCAGUCCCAAAAGAAGUCGUACUGCCGCAAUUUCAUCUUCUAGGAGCUCCUCAACCCCAGGAACAAGUACAACGCCCGGGAGCUGCUCGCGUAAUAUCGGGUCAUCUCCCCAGGUGGAGGGAGAAGGAACAGGGAUACAGGAAAUGAGCCUUGGUGACGUCCAGGAUCACGAGGACCAGUACUUCUACAGAAGUCUUCUACACGAGAAUUGCACUUCUUCACUGUUUCUGGAAGUUGACAUUGUUCCGUCAUCACGAGCGCGAGAUCUUCAAGACGAAGGUCGUUCCUCGCUGCCAGCAUCCUCGCAAGGAGAUCCUUCCCGCGAAGGUGGAGUUCCAGAUUUCGGCGCAACUAUGGAAGAAAACAGCACUACCACGGAAGCAGGAGCAAGCAUUUCGAAAAUAAAGGGUGUCCAGAACAGUGCUGGGGCACCAGCUCGCGGCGUUGAGGCCGCACAGGAGGACCACGAAAGUAACAACGGUCGCCGCCAGGGCCAUGACCAUCCGCCACCUGUUCUUUCUGGUCUGCGUGAUGGCGACGAGCUGGAGAACAAAAUCAAUAUUCCAGUGCAGCUACCUUGUGAAGAAGACCAUCAAGAUCGCAACCCGACACGACCGCCGCUCCUCCUCCCACAAGAACUCCGAUUUGUGGCGAAUCCCUCCGGCACCCCGGGCUUUUUGGACGCCGCGGAUACGAGUGUCGAUUGCACGCUUGGGAAACUUUUAUCGAACUUUUUCGUGUCGUUCUUUGGUAGCAAGAACACGGCUUCGCGUGAAGGACCUGGCGCAGGAGGAGGUUCUACUUCUGGUCUGAACAAGGUGCAGCAUUUUUUCGUGAGCCAAGACGGGUUGAGUAGACUGGGCGCCAGUAGAGCUGGCAGACGCAGUGCCAGUACGGCACAUCAAACGACUGGUGCGGGGGCCGGCGGAGGAAAGACGAAAAUAAGUUUAUUUCAGAAAAGUAGACAACACCAAGACGAAACUGCAACUUCGACGGUCGUGAAAAAUGCACACGAGCAGGGAGGCAGUAGUGCGAUUAUCCAACCACCCGAGCGGCAAAUUCACAUCUCCAGGGUUGCCUACGAUUUGGAGCGAACCAAGGUAGCUCGGCAACUCUUGACUCCCGCCCGAUUGCUCACGACGGAAGUGGUUGCGGCCCUUGCAGAAUUACUGCGAGCAGCGUCUUUGUGUAAUUCGGCUGGUCGGAUCGACACGAGAACCAGCAGCAGCAGGAAGGAAAUUCUGGUGUGCAUCGAAUCCGAGGCAUAUCAUGGUUCUAGCACUAGGAACAACGGUUUGGCAAAUAAAGCAUCUCCUUGUGGUCCCUCACCAGAACAAGGUUCCGGAGCCACACCGGCCAGCCAACAUCCUCACCAGAAGAAGUGUUUUUUUCUGACCGCGGAUCAGGUCCUUGCCGUGGCCGCCUCGCCCCCGGUGGCCUCCGGGUGGCCGUCUGCACAGGCGAAGCGGGACGCCGCGCAGCGGCACAAGCUGUUGCAUCUGUUUUCCAAGAUGAACGUAUGAGAGUGCACAACUCCCCCUCCCCCUCAUUUGUCAUGCAAACUACCAAAUCCACCCUUUGCCUCGUGGCACUGAUUGCAUGACAAGUUUUGGUAUUCCAAAUAGCGCUACACUCCAGUGCAAAUUUGUCAUGCAAAACCGGCAAGAUUGCUGAUGCUUGUAUUGCCGUUCAUGCUAUACAAACGAGGGGGCGGGGGAGUUGUGCACCCUCAUAGAACGACGCGGUUGGUGUUCAGAUUUUCCUCGUCGAGGAGAGUGAGAAAGCGGUGGUGGUCGCGAAAAUUCUGGACAAAUGGAAAUGCAGCAGUAGUUCAAAUGGAAAUGGAAAUGCAGAAGCUGAAGCUGCAGGAGAACGAAAUAAUAAAACCGGGUCGUUUGUUGUAGACCACGAAAGAAACCAAGAGGAGCUACAGGGAGAUAUGCGCUUGCGAAUGACCGUGUCAAGAGCUGUUGGUUGUUAUGAUUUCUCUGACGCAGUGGGGGCGGCGGCGGGGGAAUGGAGUGCAGAAAAAAAUGCCGACAGUUGUAGUACUUCUUCUCGCCACCAGGUGUUUUUCACUCACGAUCCCGCCAGUCGGCUCAUCAACCCGGAAAUAUGGGUACAGGAGAUUUUCAUUUUUCCAUGGACAAUCAGAAUCAUACUACUCUGCCGCAGUACUAGCUCGCUCUUUCUAGUAGUGGUAGAAAAUCUAGAACUAGAAUUAAAUCUCUCAUCAUGCAUGACGUCGAUGACGUCGACUCAACUACAUGCCUCCUACAAGUACAACACAACAUGUCCAUAUAAAAACUGCGAAUUAACAUUAAAGGAUUAACUUGUUCCCAUCAUCAUACUCAACAGCGCCCGCCCUCGCCAUUCACGGAUUCCUACUGGAACCGAGGUUGUUUUUUCCUCCAACAUUGGGUGCGGUCCGCCGCGCUGCAAGAAGUUGGGAUCCUGGAUGGCGACUCUGACGAGAGUGAUGGCGCCGAGGACAAAAGUAAAGGAGUGUAAGUAGUAUACAUUCAUGGAUGACGUUGACGAUGAUCUAUCAGCUUCAGCGCGGCACAGAUUUUACGUUUGCCAACAGGUCCUGAUACACCCGCAUCGCAGAAGAAGAUGCUACGAAGAACGACAAAGAAGCACAAGCACACCCUACUUCGCGGAAUGGUGAAGCCGAUAGCGAAAUCAUAAUCGACAACGAAAUCAACAUGUAAUCAGAAAAUGCAACCCAAACCCCGCGGAAUGGUGAAGCCGAUAGCGAAAUCAUAAUCGAAAACGAUAAUCAAUAUGUAAUCAGCAAAUGCAACCCAAACCCUCGAUGACUUUGUACAGAGAUGAUCAAUUUCGUUGAAAAAAAAAAGUUUUUUUCUAUAAAGAAGCGCUAACCACAUGUGAUUCACAAGCAGGCUCAAAGUGGCCCCGUCAAACUGUUUUUUUCUUAAAGUAGCACUAGAAAGUAGAAACACGCAAGAAGAAGAAGACACGAUCUUCACCCGGAGUCCGCGUAUCCAUCUGAAUCUGAAACGUAUCCCGUAGAAUCGUAAAAAGAAGGCAAGCCCUUCAACCGGAGACCACGAAUUCACUGAAGACAAACAAGUAGCAUACUGAUAUACAUUUCUGAGGUCAUCUGUGUGAGUCUGGG
Molecule: messenger RNA, 7472 nt
Organism: Amoebophrya sp. A120
Lineage: Eukaryota; Dinophyceae; Syndiniales; Amoebophryaceae
Source: the annotation of a GenBank genome assembly